Messenger RNA from Eremomyces bilateralis CBS 781.70, 2560 nucleotides. RefSeq names its product P-loop containing nucleoside triphosphate hydrolase protein. The record is from RefSeq and is a predicted model, not a curated record. Gene Ontology annotation, molecular function: ATP binding; nucleic acid binding. NCBI's taxonomy places the organism in Eukaryota, Fungi, Ascomycota, Dothideomycetes, Eremomycetales, Eremomycetaceae. The transcript is spliced from 2 exons. Gene Ontology annotation, cellular component: nucleus. The coding region runs from base 54 to 2411 and encodes 785 amino acids.
CACUAAGAUUCGCUGACGAUCACGCUUAACAACGACUGUAUCGGCGAGAUAGAAUGGCUUCCGCAUUCUAUUCGAGGUAUAUUCCGCCGAAGAAAGGCACAACAACAGGUGCCUCCGGUUUGACCGCUCCCUCGCCAAACCCCGAUCCGGCUCCAAAAGCUCCUCCUCCGGACGAAGGAAAUAAACCGAAGAAAAAGCCAAAGAAAGCCAAAGAACUCGAGCUUGAUACAAAGAAGAAGAGCAAGGAUCUUAGCCACAAUGACCUCGAGGAUAACUCGGUAUUUCAAGAAAAAGUCCAAGGCGUGGAUGUCGACAGCAAGAAGACCGAAUUGCCAAAGGUGACGAAGAGUAAAGGCUCCAAGCGCAAAAGAACUGAGGAGGAACAUGAACACGAGUCGACUCAGGAGUUACAAAGGCACAAAAGGUUACUCCAGAAGUACCAGCGUUCAUCAGCACACACCGCACCGACAGAAACAAUACAACCUGCACAACCUGUGGAGGAGGAUGUUCCUCUACAACUGGAGCGAGAGCCCCAAGGAAUACAGCCAUUACCACAGCCUGAACCAGAGCCCGAACCAAAAUUUAACCCCACAUUUUCUUCAUUGCCCUCAUGGCUUGCUAAGCCUGUACACGUAUCGUCCUCGACACGACUCCCGUUCACCGACUUAAACAUCGAUCCGAAAUUGACAGAGCGGCUUGAGACAAAGGGCUUCAAACAUGCUUUUGCUGUACAAGCCGCUGUCCUACCAUUGAUUCUACCUGGACCGGAGAGAUGGAUUGGAGACCUGUGCGUUUCCGCAGCCACGGGCUCGGGAAAGACACUGUCAUAUGUCCUUCCGAUCGUCGAGUCUCUGAAGGGUCGACACGCUCCCAGUCUUCGAGCCGUUAUUGUUGUUCCCACAAGAGAACUUGUCAGUCAGGUUCGGGAGGUCUGCGAAUUAUGCGCGACCGGUACUGGCGUGCAAGUGGGAAUCGCGGUUGGGAGUCAGUCUCUAGCCACAGAACAAGAAAGUUUGAUAGAGAUUGACCGAAUCUUCGAUCCGAAAGCUGCAGAAUUACUGGAAGCGAAAGCCAACAAGAUCUAUCAGAAAGGACUGGAAGACUAUAGCCCUGAGCUGGAGACCUUCCUGGGCAUGAUUCCCGGCCAUGUUCCAUCGUACGUGUCCAAAGUCGACAUCCUGAUAUGCACUCCGGGGCGACUUGUGGACCACAUCAAGUCUACUACAGGGUUCUCACUAGACCAGGUUGAAUGGCUAGUGAUUGACGAAGCGGACCGCCUCCUGGAUGACAGUUUCCAAGAAUGGGUUGAUACGAUUAAUAACAGCCUAUACAAAGAACGGGCAUUCGACAGAUUGCCCCUCUCCGAUCAGAUGAGGGUCAUUAUUGGUGAACCUCCUAGUCAAAAAGCGAUCAGAAAGGUCAUACUGAGUGCCACGAUGACCCGAGAUCUUGAGAAGCUCAGUACACUGAAGCUGAGAAGACCAAAAUUUGUCUCCGUCGGUCUCGAGCAGGGGCAGAAUGGCGAGAUCAAUGGAUCGGGGGAUCCAGAGGCAACACUUGCCCUCCCUUCAACCCUGAACGAAUGGGUUGUACCUGUUGAGGAUCCCUCAGAGAAGCCACUGUACCUCAUUAGUCUGUUGAAAGACAGGUUAUUGGGUGCCCUCGACCGACCUAGAGUUGAUUUAGAUGCUUCCAAUGAAGCCACGGAUUUAUCGAGUGACGAAUCUAGUUCGGACUCGGACAGCGAUAGCACAUCAUCAGACUCAUCUAGUUCGGACUCUGACAGCGACAGCACAUCAUCAGACUCAUCUAACAGUUCGGACUCUGACUCUUACUCGUCGGACUCCAGCGACGACUCGGAAGCAUCUCGGAAGAAUGUGAAAGAUGCCAUCAGCAGCAGGACACACGGUCCCACUGUCUUGAUAUUCGUCAGCAGCAACGAGAACACCACCCGCCUUUUCCAUCUCAUCUCGUCGAUCGAACCAUCCUUGGCGUCAAGCAUCGGGACCCUUACAAAACAAGACGGCUCCGCCGACCGGAAACGAAUUCUUGCUGCCUUCAAAUCCAAGCGCAUCAGCGUCAUCAUCGCGUCGGAUCGUGCCUCUCGCGGUCUUGAUCUCCUCGACCUUGACCACGUAAUCAACUACGACAUUCCACGUAGCCUUGAGAGCUACGUACAUCGCGUGGGACGGACGGCGAGAGCUGGGAAGGGCGGCCAAGCGUGGACGCUUGUGACGAAUACGGAAGCGGGGUGGUUCUGGAACAACGUUGCAAGGUCCAAGGACAUAUUGCGCGGCGAGAAGAAGGUUGAUCGACAGCGUGUGAAGGAAGAGGAUCUUGCUAGAAGACGGGAGUCGUAUGCCGAUGCAUUGGUCAAGCUGGAGGAAGCGGUGACGGGAAAAGGACGGUGAUGACUCUGCAUGUAGCACAGCAUCUUGGCGAAGACGACGAUAAUGACCACUUCGAGUGAGCGCUGAUUCACGUAUGCGAGUGCAUACCAAGUUGAAGCGGUUUCCGAUCAAUCAACGACUGCUUGUCGGCAAUAAUUCCAUCUCUCUCC